Messenger RNA from Paramecium octaurelia, 1011 nucleotides. NCBI's taxonomy places the organism in Eukaryota, Ciliophora, Oligohymenophorea, Peniculida, Parameciidae. The record is from the annotation of a GenBank genome assembly.
AUGUUUGUCGAAAGUACAAUUUAUAAUGUAGAAGCAGAAAUGGAAGAUUAAACAGUUAUAAUUAAAUAAAAAAUUUAAGUAUACUUAAUAAAUUAUUGAGAAUGAAAUCGAGGAAGCCUCAAAAGUUUAUGAAAUAACAAAAAUUGAAUCUGAUUUAAGAACUACACUGAAGUAACAAGAAUACUUAUGCAGAUUAAGCGAAAACAUAGAAAUAUCUAUGUAAUCAUUGAUUCAUAAUUUUUACUAGAUUAUUUAAUUAUGAUUACCCAAAAAGCAAUCCAAAGUAUUUUACUUAGCAAAAAUUUGAAAAGAGUCAUUUAAUUGAUGAAGACACUUGGCAGAUUAAAAUAUAAACUGAAAAUACUAUUUUGAGCACACUUAAUUCAAUUAUAAUUAAAUUCUCUCAGAAUCCACUGUGUCCUGACUAAUACAUUUAGCAAUAAAUAUAUGAAUCAAUUCAACAGUUUCCUACUCCUAUGCUAUAAAUUUUGAGUAGUUAUGAAAUGAGUUAGUUUAAUAAAAUAUUGAACGAAUAGCAUAUGUAUUAAAAUCCGUUAUAAGCUCUUUUUGAAAUAAUGGAAGAAAAGGCUAUGAAAAAUUUAACUUUAUAUAGUAAUUUUUAUACAAAACUUAACUAGAAAAAGUUUAAUAAAUCUAGAGUGAAAUUUAAGAACUCAAGAAGGAUUUGAAACUUGUUUAUAAUAAAUUUCAGCAAGUCCAAUAGAAUGCAACAAUAUUAAAUGCCUAUUGUAAUUCUUUUCUGAAUGUAUAAUGAAAAUUAUUGAUUUUUAGAAUUUUUCUUAUUGGGAAUUUAGAAGAAUAUUAUAAGAUAAAUUAAGCAAUUUGGAGAUAAUCAAGGAGUAAUUUUAGGAGUUACCUAUGAAGGAUACAUUAGAUGAAAAAGAGAAACAUUAUAACCAAUUUUUAAAUAAUAGAAUAGAAUAUCAUAAAUGUAAUUCUACUCUAAUAAUUUUGAAAUAAAAUAUUAAUGAAUAAUCAAAAAUAAUUUGA